AUGUCUGGGCUUGCCCACCGCGAUAAUGGACUGCCUCCCCAACAGGAUGUCGGCCCUAUCCUCAUGUGGAUAUCUGGAAUUCUGAUGGUCUUAACUGUUAUCUCGACAGCGCUCCGAAUAUUUGUUAGGUGCAAGAACCGAAUCUUCGGAUGGGACGAUGCUACGAUGCUGCUUUGUGUUGCUUGUGCCGCUACAAGACUGGGAUUCGAAAUCAAACAGGCCCAGCACGGGAACGGCAAGCACCGGGUCUACCUGAGUGACCAAAAUUAUAUGAUGAUCAACAAGUACGGGUGGUACGGCCAAAUCUUCCUGUUCGCCUCCGUUGCGUUUUUGAAGGUCUCCAUUUGCCUCCUGAUCCUUCGUAUCAAGAAUACCAAGCCCCUAAAGAUCUUGGUAUAUACGGUCAUGGCUGGAGUGCUGAUUACCAAUUUUGGAGUCGUCAUUAUCUUGUUGGCUGAGUGUAGACCAGCCGGGUUCUGGCGAGGCAGUUCAGCUAAGUGCUGGCCAACCAACAUCCGCAUCUAUUGCAUAUAUGCUACCAUUGGAUAUUCUGUGUUAACAGAUCUCUUCCUGUCACUGCUUCCGCCCUUUGUCGUGUGGAAGGUCAGGAUCCCACUACGUACCAAGCUCUCCGUGUCUGGCCUGAUGGGUUUGGGACUCCUGGCAACCGGCUUUGGUAUCGCUCGAGCAGCAUCUCUUGGAAUCCAGACUAGUGACCUUAGCUGGGCAUACUGUAUCGCCGGAAUUUGGUCUAACCUCGAACUCUUCCUCGGAAUCAUUGCUGCAAACGUCGCCCUCUCCCACUCUAUAUAUGUCUACUUCUUCGGCGAUAAGAGCAAAUGUCCCGACAACUCCCAGUACAGCUCUCCAUACCAUUUUCCUCAUUCCCGCUCCGGUGCCAAUCACGGCAAACUCCGUGGCGAUAAUUUCGAGGUGGUUCCCACUGUGAUCGAAGCUGGGAAUAGGCGGCCGUCCGAGAGUAGGAGCUCUAAUAGUGACAUCCCCAUGGUCGCGGGCAUCCGGAAGAAGACAGAAUUCUGGAUGUCCGAGGAGGAUGCAGUACUUAGGGGCGCAAGCGCUAAGGCGAAUGGGAAUUAG
Messenger RNA from Venustampulla echinocandica, 1098 nucleotides. Its product is annotated as Integral membrane protein. The record is from RefSeq and is a predicted model, not a curated record. NCBI's taxonomy places the organism in Eukaryota, Fungi, Ascomycota, Leotiomycetes, Helotiales, Pleuroascaceae. The coding region runs from base 1 to 1098 and encodes 365 amino acids. The transcript is spliced from 4 exons.